Messenger RNA from Lactuca virosa, 2442 nucleotides. The record is from the annotation of a GenBank genome assembly. NCBI's taxonomy places the organism in Eukaryota, Viridiplantae, Streptophyta, Magnoliopsida, Asterales, Asteraceae.
CCACCAUCUUCAAAAAUAACAUAAACCGGAGCAUGCUGGUUAUGGUGGCUAGACUGGUUUAAACGAUCUGGUCUUAACAUCAAAACCGAGUUAAGAUCAGAUACAUACACACCAGACUAGCUACCCGACAAUUAAUUUCUUCCAUUUACACUCUUUGAGCCAAAAUGGAAGGGACCCGAUGUAAUCCAGUUGUUGUUCUAUAUUUCAUACUUGCUGCAAUUAUCCCAUCGUCGUCGACGUCGAUGUCUCAAAUUGCCGCCGUUGACAGGAGGUUGGUCGAUAAGAAAAAGAAUGGUUGCGUAGCCUACAACGCUAUCGACAAAUGCUGGAGGUGCGAUCCCAACUGGGCUAAGAACCGGAAACGCCUGGCUGAUUGCGCCAAAGGGUUUGGCCAUGGCACCUACGGCGGAAAAUUGGGGAGAAUUUAUGUUGUCAAUGAUUGCUCCGAUAACGACAUGGUUAAUCCUAAGCCGGGAACCCUCCGCCAUGCCGUCCUCCUGCCUGAACCACUCUGGAUCAUCUUCUCCGGUACUAUGAACAUCAAGCUCCGCCAGGAGCUUAUUUUUACUUGUGAUAAAACCAUCGAUGGCCGUGGUUUUGAAGUCCAUAUUUCCGGUGGAGCAGGGUUUAUGCUUCAAUUCGUUCGCAAUAUCAUUAUUCAUGGCGUCCACAUGUACGACAUUGUCGAGAAAUCCGGUGGCAUGAUCAGAUCGGAGCCAGACCACGUCGGUAUCCGUGGAAAAAGCGACGGCGAUGCGAUUUCCAUCUUCAAAUCGUCACAGAUCUGGGUCGAUCACUGCUCCUUUGCAAACAGUUACGACGGGCUUAUCGAUAUCGUUGCAGCUUCCACCAAUAUCACCAUCUCCAACUGCCAUUUUGUCAAGCACGACAAGGCUUUGCUUUUUGGUGCAAGUGCUGAGAUGCCGGAGGACAAGAUAAUGAAGGUGACCCUUGCGUACAACCAUUUCGGAAAAGGAUUGACACAGAGGCUGCCGGCGGUGAGAUUUGGGUUCGUUCAUGUGGUCAACAAUGACUACACACAAUGGAAGUCUUACGCCAUCGGAGGUGGCGACGGCGCCACCAUCAUCAGCCAGGGAAACCGAUUCAUCGCCCCAGAUGGUGCGUGUAAGGAGGUGACGAACAGGAGGCAGGUUCCAGAAUCGGUAUGGCGUAAGUGGACAUGGAGAAGUGAAGGAGACUUGUUGCUGAACGGAGCAUAUUUCCGGGAGUCAGGAAACCCGCAUUGGGCUAAAACCUACAAGGGUCCACCAUUGAUUCCGGCGCAACCGGCUGAGAGCGUCGCCAAACUCACCAAAUCUGUGGGUGCAUACCUUGGUUGCAAGCAAGUCAGCAACGAUCGAGCAUCGACUCCGGCAACUGGGAUUGCAACUAUCGAUUUCGGCGACCUGAAUACUGAAGCAAUCUUCCUCUUCGUCUCAGCAUGGCUACUAAUGAAGGUGUAAUUAAUGUGGAUGAUCAACAAGAAGAUGGAGUUGAAGUCCAAGGUGAAGGUGAUGUUGAAGAAGAAAAUAAUGCAAAACCUAAGUUACGGUCCAUUGUAUGGCAGCAUUUUCCAUAUGUUAAAGGCACAAAAAAAAAUCAGAAUGCACACAUUGUAAAAAGGUUUUAGCUUGUGGCACUAGAGAGAAUGGAACCUCCUCAUUACUCAGUCAUCUAGUUAAUUCUUGUAGGCGCAGCCCCCUUUAUGAAGGUAAAGACAAAGAUGCAAAGAAACAAACAAAAUUAAGCUUUAAGCCAAAAGGUACCGAGGGGGUGGGUCUUUGGCUAAGCAUUCCUUCAGCCAAGAGAAGUGUAGAUUGGCCCCUUGCCAAAAUGUGCAUUAAAGACAAUCGGCCGUUUAGCAUUGUUGAUGAUGAGGGUUUUAAGGAAUUUGUGUGGGAAUUAAAUCUGGAGUCUAAGAUGACAUCUAAAUGGACUGUAGCUUGAGACUGUAUAGAGAUUUAUAAAGAAGAAGCAAAAAAAGUUAAAGAGAUGUUGAAAGGCCAAACAGUGUGCCUAACUACGGAUACAUGGCCAACUGUUCAGAACGUGAAUUAUAUGUGUCUUACGGCUCAUUGGAUUGACGAUGCAUGGGUUUUACAAAAGAAAAUUCUAAACUUUUGCCCUAUAGAGAAUCAUAGGGGUGAAACCAUUGGGAGUUUGGUUUAUGAGUGCAUACAAAAGUGGGGGAUUGAAACCGUGUUUACUGUGACAGUGGAUAAUGCGUCUUUAAAUGACGGGGCUAUAAGAUAUUUGAAGAGGAUGUUGAAGGGACCGAAUGAUAUAUUAGAUUGUAAAUAUUUGCACCUCCGUUGUUUGAUUACGCAUCUGGCCGACUGUGAUAAAUGGUGAAAAGGACCAUUUUACCCCUCUGUUUUGUUUUGUUCUGAAUAAAAUCUGUUGGUUUGAGAAAAAAAAGUUAUAAGCUUUCUUAUAUUGGAC